Molecule: messenger RNA, 556 nt
Organism: Onychomys torridus (southern grasshopper mouse)
Lineage: Eukaryota; Metazoa; Chordata; Mammalia; Rodentia; Cricetidae
Gene: Nicol1
Product: chromosome 10 C4orf48 homolog
Exons: 4
Coding region: 53-508 (151 amino acids)
Source: RefSeq, a predicted model, not a curated record
GUGUUUCCAUGACGACGACGUCGGGGGAUCCGGGUGGGGUCGGCCUGGGCGCAUGCGCGCGCGUGCGGGUCGCGGUGCGUCUUCCCGUGUCGCCCGCGCUGCUGGUCGCGGUUCCGUGAACCGCGGUAAGGGUCGGGUGGGGUCCGCGAGGCCCGGGGAAGGCUGGGUCCGAGCUAAGCAGACCCGAGUUCGCGGGACGCGGCGGCCCCGGGCUCCCUCCUCGGCCAUGGCCCCCGCGUCCAGGUCCUUGCUGUCGCCGCCGACUUUGCUGCUGCUGCUGCUGUUGCUGCUGAGCUUGGCGCUGCGGGGCGCCCGCGCCGAGCCCGCCGCCGGGAGCGCUGUCCCCGCGCAGAGCCGUCCGUGUGUGGACUGCCACGCGUUUGAAUUCAUGCAGCGCGCCCUUCAGGACCUACGGAAAACGGCCUACAGCCUGGACGCGCGGACGGAGACCCUUCUGCUGCAGGCUGAGCGCCGGGCUCUGUGUGCCUGCUGGCCAGCUGGACGCUGAAGAUCCUUGGCCAGCGAUGUUCCCUGUCAAUAAAUGCCUGCUAGCACA